Molecule: messenger RNA, 1110 nt
Organism: Cicer arietinum (chickpea)
Lineage: Eukaryota; Viridiplantae; Streptophyta; Magnoliopsida; Fabales; Fabaceae
Source: RefSeq, a predicted model, not a curated record
AAUUUGUUGUUGGAAAAUAUAUUUUUCUUAAUAGAAAAAACCAGUAAUCUUGUGUCACUGACACUGCUACAGUUACAGGUUUUAAGGAUCUGAAUUGGAAGAGUGAGUUCGGGGAGGUUGAAGUGGAUCGCGAAGUGAGUCAACUUCCGAGUCGCGUAACUCAGAGUUUUGUGAUUUGAAAAUUCGAAAUGUCUCUGAAAGCAUCUUAUUCAUCGGAGAAUCUGAUUCUUCCGGUAUCCGAUCCUCCAAACGAUGAAGACCGAGAGAGGCUUUUGAAGAGCGAUGAUACGAUCCUCAGAGGUUCUUCCAUGACUAAACGUGGAGCAUUCGCUGCUAUCUCUUACAUGUCUUGCGCUGUGCUCUUGGUGAUGUUCAAUAAGGCGGCUCUUUCAUCUUAUGACUUUCCAUCUGCAAAUUUCAUCGCUCUUCUUCAGGAUACUAUACGGUGUCUAUGCCUCUCCAGACAUAUGCUUUUAUUCAUUAAAGAAAUGCACAACAAAGUCAAAGAAUGAAUAAAUAAAAGUAUUUAAAAUAAAGAAGUUAGAAGGCCAAAAGGAAAAGAACAAGAAUAGCUAGAUCUGGAAAAGAACAAGAAUAGCUAAAUCUAAGUCUAAAGGAUGACAUAAUAGGCUGAGGAUGGUUCAGCAAAGUUGAAAGCAACCCAUCAAGCAUGUGCAGAGGCUAAAAUCAUAUCAUUUAUUGUGCUUGCACGAAUUAAUACAUGAAGAAGUCAAGUUAAAGAAAGGCAACAACAAACAAGCCAAAAAUGGAAGAUCACAUGUGACAGCAGAUCUGAUCAUCGGAUUGAGGAUGACAUUCCUAUGUAAGAUGGGUCAUAAAAUUCAAGCAACAAUACAAAAAGCUCUUAUUUCUCGACUUGAGACUACUAUUCGUGAGAGAGUUGUGUACAACUUUCGUCCUCCUGUUGUUGCGUUUAAAUAUGGAGCAUUUGCAAAAUAGUAUAGUGGUCCCAAAAUUAAAAAAUUUAUAUUAUUUUUACUUUAGUGCCAUCAGACUUUCCUUUUUAAUUCGCCGUCCUCUGUUAACCGUCUCUCUUCGAUAAUCUCAUUUUUUCGUCUCCUUACAAAUAUCAUUCAUAUUUAUACACAA